Harpegnathos saltator (Jerdon's jumping ant) is the source of this 856-nucleotide messenger RNA. RefSeq names its product DNA replication complex GINS protein PSF3 (gene Psf3). Lineage: Eukaryota; Metazoa; Arthropoda; Insecta; Hymenoptera; Formicidae. Gene Ontology annotation, cellular component: GINS complex. The transcript is spliced from 4 exons. Gene Ontology annotation, biological process: mitotic DNA replication initiation. The record is from RefSeq and is a predicted model, not a curated record. The coding region runs from base 100 to 708 and encodes 202 amino acids.
AAGCCUGUGCUCUGGCACUUUCUGUUCACGCUUUCUACUUACUGCUUACGGCUUACGGUCAUUGUAGACCACGCUUCGUAGUAUGCAGGUUGUGACAGAAUGUCGUUGCUUACACAUUUCGGAACAAAUUAUUUUUCCUUGACAGAUAUUUUAUGUACGGAAGAACGAUUAUCAUGCAAAGUGGAGAUUACGUUACCUCGUUUGGGUUUUCUGGAUCUCUCUUCUGAAUCUGAGGAUUUAAAACCAGGUACAAAGUUAGAGCUUCCAUUGUGGCUGGCACAACCAUUGAAUGUCUCAAGAGAUCCUGUAAUUAGUAUAGAUAUACCAAAAACAUACAAAGAAGGCUAUCGAGAAAUCUUACUAGCUGAUGCAUGUACUGUUAUAUUGAAUAAGUGGAAUCCAUAUUAUUAUGAAUUAGGAAUGUACUUAAAAAAGUUUAAUAAUCGUGAUUGUGAAAUGAUCAUCGACAGUUUAUUGCUAACUUUUAGAUCUCGAUUUAGGCUAAUUAUGGACUGGGCACAGAAUCCUACUGCUGAUCCCACACUUAAUAAUUUAUUGCCAAGAUUAGAGAGAGAAUUAUUUGUCUCAGGAAGAAGAGCCAAGCAACAACUGGAAGAAUGGCUAAAAAAAGGUUCAAAUGUUAUUGAAACUUCACAAAGUGCUGUGAAUCUUAAGAAACGUAAGCGAACAGAUUAUGAAUUCAAUUGAGAAACAUAAUACAUGAAAAAAAUUCUAUUUAUACAAUAAUUAUUAUAUGUGUAUACAAUGACCAAUAUAGUUUUAAUGUGAUUGAUUAAUAGGAAUAAUGAAGCACAAUGUAUAUAAUAAUAUUAAACAAAAUUUAUUAUCUUAUAAA